Molecule: messenger RNA, 2879 nt
Organism: Conger conger (European conger)
Lineage: Eukaryota; Metazoa; Chordata; Actinopteri; Anguilliformes; Congridae
Product: GA-binding protein subunit beta-1
Exons: 8
Coding region: 410-1474 (354 amino acids)
Biological process (GO): positive regulation of transcription by RNA polymerase II
Cellular component (GO): nucleus
Molecular function (GO): transcription cis-regulatory region binding; protein binding
Source: RefSeq, a predicted model, not a curated record
AUUUCGCUGGCAGUCAUCGACUUCAGUCAUAUCACACGUAGAAUAGCGCAUGCACAAGGGCAAAGGUUUGUAUGUAUUAAUCCGCAUACACGUGUGUUUUGAAAAUGUUUUCCAACAUCACUUCAUAACUGCUCGAAAUGCGUGCGUUUCGAACAUGACACGAACGAAUAUGCUGCAACAAAGAAUACAGAAUAUAGUGACCUCAUCGCGUUAAAAUCGAACCAGAUGCUGGCUGAAUCCUUUCUAGAAUAUGACUGAAACAAAUCUGGGUACGCUGCCUAUUCUGUGUACAUCCGCGCAUAAUACGGGGACUUUUCUUUGAGUAAAAAUUGGGCGCCGAAACACCCCCUAUUCCCUAGCAUCAGUCACUGGUCGUUAACACAACAGUUUGGCUUACUGAAGCACUCAGAUGUCACUGGUGGACCUGGGGAAAAAGCUGCUGGAGGCAGCUAGGUCAGGGCAGGACGAUGAGGUUCGGAUUCUCAUGGCUAAUGGAGCGCCGUUCACCACAGAUUGGCUUGGGACCUCUCCCCUGCACCUCUCCGCUCAGUUCGGCCAUUACUCCACUACAGAGGUCCUCCUCAGGGCGGGCGUCAGCCGAGAUGCCCGAACCAAAGUGGACAGGACCCCGUUGCACAUGGCAGCUUCCGAGGGCCAUGCCCGCAUUGUGGAAGUGCUGCUGAAGCAUGGAGCUGAUGUAAACGCGAAAGACAUGUUGAAGAUGACGGCGCUCCACUGGGCUACAGAACAUGGCCACCGGGAUGUCGUUGAACUCCUGAUAAAGUACGGCGCAGACGUGCACGUCCAGAGCAAAUUCAGCAAGAAUGCUCUGGAAAUUGCUUGCGACAACGGUAACGAAGAACUAGCAGAAAUCCUUCAGGUGUCCAUGCAAAACCAAAUAAACACAAACCCCGAGAGCCCAGACACUGUGACUAUACACGCUGCGUCCCCACAGUUCAUCAUCGGUCCUGGAGGACUGGUGAAUUUAGCCAGCCUGGUUUCGGGGGAUGUGUCCAAAUCAGCAGUGGUUGCGACAGAAGAGGUUGUGACCGCAGACACAGUAGACGGAGCCAUUCAGCAGGUCGUCAGCUCAGGGGGUCAGCAGGUCAUAACCAUAGUUACAGAUGGAAUCCAGCUUGGCAACCUGCAGUCUGCCAGCGGUAUCGGUCAGCCCAUCAUUGUGACGAUGCCAGAUGGCCAGCAAGUUUUAACAGUUCCAGCCACAGACAUUGCAGAGGAAACUGUAAUCAGUGAGGAGCCCACAAUGAAGAGACAGCGCACAGAGAUGGUGGAGAGCUACAUUGAAACCCAAGAGAUUGAGGAGAAAGAAACCCUACAGAAGCAGUUGGAAGAGGCCAAUCGGGAAGCGCAGAAGUAUCGACAGCAGCUGCUGAAGAAGGAGCAGGAGGCCGAGGCCUACAGGCUGAAAAUCGAAGCCAUCACACGUCAGCAAAGUAGUAAGAAGGCUGUGUGAGUCCACUGGCCUUCAAAAGAAAUGUCGAAAGAAAGCCAGGACUGUAGUAACUGCAGACCUGGGUCAAAUAUGUCAUAUUGUAAAACCCAGGUCUGAGUAGCUGAUUAUCAGCUAGCUUGAUAUCAUGGUAUGGAUGUUACAGGAGAAAUAUGGACUGAAGCAGAUUUGCUUUUUCGUCACUGAAAAAAACAAAUGUUUUUGACAAGAUUUGUAAAUGUUUUCUACUGAUUUUACUUUGUAAAUAGGUCCGGCCAAUAGGUCCUGCUUUCUUUUACUAUGUUUUUUGUUUUUAAAGAGUGGUGCUAAACAAGCCUGGUUUUCCCUCUGCGCUCUACUUCAGUUUAGCUCAGGGGUCAGCAUCCCUGGUCCUGGAGAGCCGCAGGGUGCGCUGGUUUUUGUUUUCACCUUUAUACCAGCAACCGAUUCAGGCCCCAGAAACCAGGUGAGGCGAGUAAACUGUGUAAUCGACUGCUUUAAUUGAUCAAUUAAGUGCUGAGUAACAACGAAAGCCAGCACACACUGUGGCUCUCCAGGACCACGGUUGCCGACCCCUGGUCUAGCUGAUUAUUCCCCACAUUUAAAAAAUUGUCCUUUAUAGCAUUUUUUUAAAAUGCCAGAACAAUCCACACUACACAAACAUAAUUAUUUUCCGAGUAGGCAGUUAGAUCCACAGUCCUUUCAUUGUGAGGGGUCUGGGUGUCAGUCAGUUCUUGGCAUCCAGAUGUCUUGUGACCACGGUCCAUAAAGUACCUGUUUUAGUCCUCUCUGUGGGAGGUGUGUGUCUUCCCAACCAACCCAACCAACAAAUAUUGGAAUGGCAGAGGGCUAACAGACUUGUUUCUUUCUUCAUGUGGAAUAAAUUCUUAUUGUUCAAAAAUACUUUGAAGCAUGCAUAUACCUGUACAUAUUUGAAGCAUAUUGACUCCAAAAGGGGCAUGUUUUUUAAGUAACCUCCAGUACAUUUACACAUUUGUUAAAAAGUGUAAUUCAGUAUAUUUUGUUGACUGAAGCAGUGCACAAUAUUAAAUCCCAAAGUGUAUUUCUGUUUGGAAUUUUGUCACAAUUGAUGCAAAAUUAAAAUAUUGUAGGUGGAAAUAUGUUCUUUCAUGAACAAAGUAAUUAAUUAAAUCAUUUGCCAUCAUAGUAGUAGACCUGGAAACACAUCAGUCUGCUUUGUUUGUUUUUGUUUUGUAUGUGAGUCAUGGUGUAUUAAUAAUAUACUUUUUUUCAAAAUUGUCAAAAUAAUAUUUGAUGCCAACCCUUGUCAAAUCUGACAUAUAUUUUGUCAGUUGUUUCUCAUAUAAAAUAUUUCCAUUUGGAAAGGCUGUGGAAAACGUUUUCAUCAUAAAUGCACAUUGCUUUUAUAUUAAAUGUGUUUUAAAUAAAACACAUUGCUGGCAUUAAA